Molecule: messenger RNA, 321 nt
Organism: Danaus chrysippus (African queen)
Lineage: Eukaryota; Metazoa; Arthropoda; Insecta; Lepidoptera; Nymphalidae
Source: the annotation of a GenBank genome assembly
AUGAUGAUGGGGAUGAUGGGGAUGAUGGGGAUGAUGGGGAUGAUGGGGAUGAUGGGGGAUGGGGAUGAUGGGGAUGAUGGGGAUGAUGGGGAUGAUGGGGAUGAUGGGGAUGAUGGGGAUGAUGGGGAUGAUGGGGAUGAUGGGAUGAUGAUGGGGAUGAUGGGGAUGAUGGGGAUGAUGGGGAUGAUGGGGAUGAUGAUGAUGGGGAUGAUGGGGAUGAUGGGGAUGAUGGGGAUGAUGAUGAUGGGGAUGAUGGGGGAUGAUGAUGAUGGGGAUGAUGGGGAUGAUGGGGGUGAUGGAGAUGAUGGAGAUGAUGGAUGA